Talpa occidentalis (Iberian mole) is the source of this 2121-nucleotide messenger RNA. Its product is annotated as zinc finger protein 883-like. Gene Ontology annotation, biological process: regulation of DNA-templated transcription. The coding region runs from base 16 to 2121 and encodes 701 amino acids. The record is from RefSeq and is a predicted model, not a curated record. The transcript is spliced from 6 exons. NCBI's taxonomy places the organism in Eukaryota, Metazoa, Chordata, Mammalia, Eulipotyphla, Talpidae.
GCUCCGCACGGUCCGAUGGCGGCGGCCGCGCCGAAGGCCCCGGCUGAGGGCGCUGUGACGUUUGAGGACGUGGCGGUUUACUUCUCCGAGGAGGAGUGGGAGCUCCUGGACGAGGCUCAGCGGCGGCUCUACCACCACGUGAUGCUGGAGAACUUUGUGGCUGCGGCCUCCCUGGAUUGUUGCUGUGGAGCACGGGAUGAGGAUGCACCUUCCCAGCAGAGUACCUCAGCAGGAGGGUCACAGGUCAAGACGUCUACACCAGGAUUAUCCAUCCUGAAAACUGAACCUUGUAAGCAGUGUGUCCUAAUCCUGAAGGGUAUUUUGCCCUUGACCGAGUUCCAGCCCACAUAUCCUGGGAAGCAGCCAUAUUUAAGUUGGGUGUCCAGAGAUUUCUGGUUCACUACAACCCUUCACCAGCAUCAGCAGUCUGACAGUGGGGAGGAAAUCUUCAGAAUGGACAUGGGCACUUUUGCAUUUGUCAUGAGCCACAGAUUCCAGGAGGUAGGGAAGCCCUUCACCUGUGGGGUGGGUGGGAAGGACUUUGCAGCUACCUCAGGUCUUCUCCAGUGCCAGGCUGUUCCCAAUAGUGAGAGACCAGAUAGCAGCAUCGAGUGUGCAGAGCCUUUAAAAAAUAAUGUAAAAAGUCACGAGGAAUGGAUUGAAUGCAGGGAAGAGGUCAGCAACACAGACUCUUGCUAUCCAAGAGUCUGUGCUGGAGAAGGUCCUGACACGCAGAGACAGUGUAAGAAAAUCUUCAGCAGUGAACACAGACUCGCUCAGCACCAACUCACUGACACUGAAGAAAAGCCUUUUAAGUGUGGUAAAUGUGGCAAAUUCUUUAGCCGCAAAGCCCACCUUGUUCGACAUUGGAGCGUUCACACUGGAACAAAGCCUUACGAGUGCAUUGAGUGUAGAAGGUCUUUCAUCCAGAAAUCUGACCUCGUUCUACACCAACGAGUACACACUGGAGAAAGGCCUUAUGAGUGUAGGGAAUGUGGGAAAUGUUUUAAGAGAAGCUCUGGUUUCCAAAUUCAUCUGAGAAUUCACACUGGAGAAAGGCCUUAUGAGUGCAGGGAAUGCGGCAAGUCCUUCAACAGUGGCUCUAGCUUGCACGUUCAUCAGAGAGUUCACACUGGGGAGAGGCCUUACGAGUGCAGCACGUGUGGCAAAUCCUUUAAGCAGAAGUCUAUCCUCACUGAUCACCAAAGAGUUCACACUGGAGAGCGGCCGUAUGAGUGCAGUCAAUGUGGCAAAUGUUUUAACAGUAGCUCUGGCCUCUAUGCUCAUCAGAGAGUCCACACUGGGGAAAGACCUUACGAUUGCGGUGAGUGUGGCAAAUUGUUUGCCAGGACCUCCAGCCUCCUUGUUCACCAGAGAGUCCACACUGGGGAGAGGCCUUACGAGUGCAAUGAAUGUGGGAAGGCCUUUAGACAGAAAGCUAUCCUCGUUGAUCACCAGAGAGUUCACACUGGGGAACGGCCAUAUGAGUGUAGCAAAUGCGGGAAGGCCUUCGGCCACAAGACCAACCUCCUGGCGCACGAGCGCAUCCACUCGGGCGCGAAGCCGUACAUGCGGCACGAGUGCGGGGAGUGCGGCCGCGCCUUCGGCCGCAGGGACACGCUGGCGCAGCACCGGCGGACGCACAGCGGCGAGCGGCCGUUUGCGUGCGGGCAGUGCGGCAAGGCCUUCGGCCGCAAGGCCACGCUGGCGCAGCACCUGCGGACGCACAGCGGGGAGCGGCCGUUCGCGUGCGGGGAGUGCGGCCGGGCCUUCGGCCGCAAGGACCACCUGGCGCAGCACCGGCGCGUGCACACCGGGGAGACGCCCUUCGGCUGCGGCGCCUGCGGGCAGCGCUUCGGCCACCGCUCCAACCUCGUGGCGCACCAGCGCGUGCACACGGGCGAGCGGCCCUUCGUGUGCGGCCGCUGCGGGAAGGACUUCACCCGCACCUCGCACCUCGCCCGCCACCGGCGCGCGCACAGCGGGGAGCGGCCGUUCGCCUGCGAGCAGUGCGGGAAGGCCUACGGCCUGCGCUCCCACCUGGCGCGCCACCGGAAGGCGCACGCGGCGGGGAGGCGGCCGGGGCGGGGCGCGCCCGGCGCCCUGGAGGAGGAGGGCUGA